Cordyceps fumosorosea ARSEF 2679 is the source of this 825-nucleotide messenger RNA. RefSeq lists its product as hypothetical. The record is from RefSeq and is a predicted model, not a curated record. The coding region runs from base 1 to 825 and encodes 274 amino acids. The transcript has a single exon. NCBI's taxonomy places the organism in Eukaryota, Fungi, Ascomycota, Sordariomycetes, Hypocreales, Cordycipitaceae.
AUGGCCAACACAGAGGCUCUCUCCAAAAUAAGAGGUAGAGCAGUCAGUGUGAUCGAAGACCUCCGCAGUAUGCUGCAAGGCAUCCCCUUCAUAAUCGCCGGCGACCUCGCACGUAUCUACUACGGGUUCGAUCGCGACACACGGAAUGUGUUCAUCAUAUGCUCGCAGCGCUUCCAUGAUACUAUCCUCUACCGGGCUGGGAUGCCUCAAAUGAAACCAAGAGACCUGGAAGGUCGCCAAUCAUUCAAUCACCGGACGAAUGACGGCUCCACGUUCACGGUGCAUGUGGUGGCCGCUGAGUGCGACCCCCUGUUGAACGCCGAUAUCCACGACAACCAGCUGAAUAUCACGAGGCUGCCGUGUCUUCUCGCCGAGUGUGCGAGGUUUUACGCGAAUUACCCUGACGAACGCGGCCCCCACGACGAGUGCAUACUGUGGAUGAUGCGAAAAACGGCCGAGCGGAACCAAGCGCGCCGUUGUAGAGAUGAUCGCCAGUGGGCGUUUACGGACGACCAGCUAGAAAUUUUGCUGAACGACAACUUCUUGGAACCGUUCAUCAUUGAUCAUCCCGAGGCCGCCGAGAUCCUCUACAGCGCCGGCGCGUUCUGGGAUGUCGGACCUUGUUACAGGCCCGGACGCAAAGCCGCAACUUUCGUGUGGCACAUCGGGCAUGGCAGCCUGGCCAGGAUGGACAGCUCUGUUAUGGAGAAGAAUUUAUCAAAUUGGCUCCUUGAAAGGCACGGACAGCAUGGAUUCAACAGCCCUGAAGGAAACCCCCUAUCGAGCAGAUUCUCUGGUGAGGAUGGGGAUAGAUAUUAUAGGUAA